Messenger RNA from Anastrepha ludens (Mexican fruit fly), 17128 nucleotides. RefSeq names its product voltage-dependent calcium channel type A subunit alpha-1 (gene cac). Gene Ontology annotation, biological process: calcium ion import across plasma membrane; chemical synaptic transmission. Gene Ontology annotation, cellular component: membrane; voltage-gated calcium channel complex. The coding region runs from base 3873 to 9629 and encodes 1918 amino acids. The record is from RefSeq and is a predicted model, not a curated record. Lineage: Eukaryota; Metazoa; Arthropoda; Insecta; Diptera; Tephritidae. The transcript has 32 exons. Gene Ontology annotation, molecular function: high voltage-gated calcium channel activity; calcium ion binding.
GGCGAGCAGUUUUUCAGAGAACUGACUAGCUUCCAAAAAUUUAUGGAGUUUCUGAAUGUGUUUAAAAACUCAGCUUCCUUACAGAAACGAUCAAUCAUAUAUAUAGAUAUAUUAUACAUAGACUCAGGAUGACCAAAUUUUGAUUUAGUACUUUUACACGAUAGGUACCAAAUAGUUAUUUGUGCAAAAAAAGAGCAUUGCUUUAAAAAUUGUUUGGGUAUUUCCACCUUUAAAUGUCAUUUCAAUCGCGCAAGUAGAGUAGAAUUUUAUAGGACUGCAGAAAAAAUAUAAAAUAUGAAAUCAGAAGCCUCUAAGAAUGUAGCUGAAUAUUGCAAAACAGCGGAAUCCAUACUCACUUAUAACGUACUAGUAUACCUGUUCAUUGGGGAAAGCAUCAAGACACCCACCAUAAAUAGGAGGAUGAGCUCGUUCAAACACCCAAACAGGGUGUAAGCGCAAAUUAUAUUAUGAAUAGAUAUUAUUUCUAUGCUUACAAUAAAACCGGAACCGUCACAUUUUCCUCGAAUUUAUAUUACUUGACCAUACUACGUAUACAUAUACACUCUAUGCGAACAUUUAAAUAUUUAAAAAAUCGUCAUGGCUUCAUUAGAAACUUCAAGAAUCCGUACACCAUUUCCCAACGCCACUAAUCUGAGACAUAUUUUUGGCACUACCCAUCUAAUCGUAAACUAAUCGAAGUAUCGUCACACUCAAUACUUAUAAUACUUGUAUGAGUGACAUAGCGUGUGUGAGCAAGUAAAUCAAUGACGGUCUUGCAUAAAAUUAAAAAUUACGUAUACGCAACGUAACACCAACAAGAGUACAAUGUUGACCGAUGAUUUAAGCGAUUGUUUUGUUUAAAUGUUAAAUAUUUUUUGCGUGCUUUCUAAUUUGAUUGGAAGCAUAGACUACGUGGAUGUUCCUAACUAAAUAUGUGUGAGUAUGUGCGAUACAUGAAUGGGCUUAUGCAUUUGCAUGUGUUAGUAUUUAUCAACAUGGCGUACAUGUAUAGUUAGAUGACACACAUACAUGCGUAGGUUCAUAAAAUUUUGUUUGUGUACGUCUAAUGAAAAAGUAAAAGCAAGAAAUCCGAAGAAAUUUAAAAUAGAAUACAUCUGGAAAGCAGAGAAAGCAAAUAAAGCAUAGCAGAUAAUGAAAUAUGGGUGCUGGUAAAGUACACGACUGGAAGUGAGAAAACGAAAAGGAAAUAAAACUUAACGAAGGUUUGCGCACGUGCUGGCAUAAAAAUACAAACUCACAGACACGCACUAACGCAGUCUGAACAAAUAUGUGAGCUGGUAAAAAAUGCAUGUAUGGGCAAAAGUGGUGAAGGUAGCAAAGGCACCACUAUUGGAAAUGUGUGGUGAAUGCGCGUGAAGGCGCGCACACACAUAAAAAGUACCACAAAGGGCAGUAGUGCGUUGUGCUGGUGUUAUUUGGUCGUGUCUGUGUGUUUGUGUAUGUGAACAUUAAAUAUGAGAUAUAAAUACAAGUGAGUUGUGCGAUGACGAUGGCAAUGCGGCGAUGUUAACGUUGUGCGUAGCAGCGAAGCUUACAGGCGACAGUGACAGAGUUUUAGUGACGCUGACGAUAACGGCGAUGAUGAAGCUGGCGGCAACGGCGACAGCGACGCUAACUUUGAUUUUUGGCGACAAAAAGGGGGCUGACAUUGAAUUGUAGCGUUGUCAGUGAAUUACUGUAGCUAUGAGGAAAAGCGGAAAAAUAUUUUUCUAGGAAACCUUUUGAAGCCAGUAAACGGAUAGCGUGCAAACGCGAAUGCGGUCUGUCAGAAUUGUUCGUUUAAAUAGAUUUUCUAAAUAUUUUGCUAGUAAAGGGAAGGAAAUUAUUGUGGUACCAGCAGAAGAAAGGCAUAUAAACAUUAAAUGUGAGCCAAGAAUGAACUGAAAAAUACUUAUUGCAAUUUAUUGAAAAAAGAAACUCACAUUUUUAUACAAUGUAAAAAGUGAAUAAAAGCGAAAUUAGAUCUGAAAAGCAAAAAAAUAUAAAUAAGCAAAAAAAAAAAAAUUAAUCAAAUUAAAACAAGGCGUAACACGCACACCACUGCCUCUCCCAACAACAACAAACAACAAGAAAAAACCCAAAAAGAAAAAAAAUUAAAAAAAAAAUUAUCAAAAUAUAUAUAUAUAUAUAUCUAAGUGUACUCCUGUGUACGUGUGUGUGUGCGUGUGUUGUUUGUUUGCCAAUCGCCCAAAGCGUCGUAACUCUCAUCUGUAAAAUAUCAUCACAAAUCAUCAUAUUAAUCUCAACCAGCAACACCUGUAAAUAUUUAACAAAAACAACAACAAAAAUCAACAGCAACAACAGUCGAGUUAAAACGCAAAUGCUCGUAGAAUUAACUAACAAGAAAUAAUUCAAAAAAAAAGUAUCUUACAUUUAAAAGUAAAGCAAAAACAAGAAUACUGAACGUAAAUUCAAAAAUCGUAAAAUUUAGCAUAAAAAAUUUACUUAGUACCAAAACAAGUUAAACGCAAUUGUAAUUAAAUAAAUUUAAACAAAUUUCCAGCGGCAACAAAAUAUAUAUAAAUAUUAAAAAAAUAAAUCAUAAUACAAAAUUUCUAAUUAAUCUGUGAUUUCUGUGAUUUAUUAUUUUUUUCUCGCAUCAAAUUUGCAAACAACCAGAAAUUUUAUAAAUUUGCUUACCAUACGAUUUCGAGAAAGUGCUGAUCAGCGCAAAAGAAAAAGCACCAGCAGCAGCGGGGAAGAACAAAAGCGAAAAAUCGAAAAUUUUAAAAAUAGGAAAAUCGCAAAAGCGCAAAAGCGCGAGCCAACGCUUGCCACUGUUAGCAUUUGUGAGAAGAACUGCGAGUAGUACGCAUCGCAAAUAGAGAAAAUAACCGGAAUAUUUGAGAAAUAUAAAAUAACAACCACUAAAUACAAAAUAAAAUGAAAAUAUAUUUAGUGAAAUAAUAAUAAAUAAUUUCAAAAAUUAAUAAAUAAAUCAAAAGCAAAAACUUAACCUGAGCAGAAUACUGAAAACCCAAAUACUAAAAUAUUAAGCUACUGUAUAUAUAAAUAAAUUCCUACAAUACGCCUGUAAAUUCCGUAUACUCAUCGAACCAAACUACUCAUUUUCACAGCAAUAACUACUCAGCAAUGGCUACAAAAAGCGUAGCAAGUAUAUAGUUAAAUAACAACAACAAGUGCUGCAUCACAUCAGUAAUAAAAUCAAUCGGAUAUAUUUAUUAGCGUUAGCUAGCGUUUAGCGUCCAUCGCAUAACCUGUGUAUACAAAUAACGAUUGUACACGCCUACCGCCUAUUACAUACAUAUAUAUACAUAUUUAUAUAUGUAUAUAUAUAUAAUAUACGUUCGCGACUACUACGGUUACGACUGCUAUAACGACUUGAGCGUGCACGAUCACGAUCAAGUUCACGACCACGUUCGCGUCGUUGUUUUAUUGUUUUAAUCAUUUUGUAUGGCUUAAAAUUAACUACAUACAUACAUACAAAUAAACUGAUCGAUUUGUUCGCUUUGCUAAACAAGUAACUGAAUAGAAUUCUUCUACGCUGUAAUCGUCCGCUUCGACUUAUCUCCUUAGGCCACUUAGUAUUUCUCUAUUUAUUCCACUUCUUCUUCUUCUUCGAUCAACGUGUAAAACUGUUCGUGUCAUCAUUGUCAAAUGUAAAAUAGCCGAUUGCAUGCCACGUGGAUGACGUGUCAAUCCGGAGAAAUGAGCGUAGUCGUGCAUCAGGUUUAGCACAACUAUGGCCCAGCGGUCGACUAAAAACUAUAAGAAAUUGGAUACAUUGACGGUUGGCAGCGGCUCAGGAAGCGGCGCUAGCAGGGCAUCAACAGGGCUCCACAAGCGGGGGGCACUCGGGUCGAAGGGGAGCCCAUCGCUUAGCUGAUAGAAUGGGUGGCCCAAAGAAAGACGAUACACCACCCGGUGGUGGUCCAACAUCAUUAUUUAUCCUCACCGAGGAUAAUCCAAUUAGAAAAUACACACGCUUCAUCAUAGAAUGGCCGCCCUUCGAGUACGCUGUGUUAUUGACAAUCAUUGCCAACUGUGUUGUGUUGGCUUUAGAAGAACAUUUGCCUGGGGGUGAUAAAACAGUAUUGGCUCUGAAACUGGAAAAAACGGAGACCUAUUUUUUAUGCAUUUUCUGUGUAGAAGCAUCGCUCAAGAUCCUUGCCUUAGGGCUUGUUCUGCAUAAACACUCCUACCUCAGGAAUAUUUGGAACAUCAUGGAUUUUAUCGUCGUAGUUACGGGAUUUAUGGCACUGCUCCCACAAAAAUGGAUUGAGGUAGAUCUAAAAACAUUAAGGGCUAUACGUGUGCUAAGGCCCUUGAAAUUAGUCUCUGGAAUUCCUAGUUUACAAGUAGUUUUAAAAUCCAUUAUCAAGGCAAUGGCGCCGUUACUUCAAAUCGGACUUUUGGUCUUGUUUGCGAUCGUUAUAUUUGCAAUCAUCGGACUCGAGUUCUAUUCGGGCGCUCUGCAUAAGACUUGUUAUAGUUUAGAAGAUCCAAAUAAAUCUGUUAAGGAAGGUGAAUCAGAGACACCAUGCAAUACGGAUAAUGUAACGGAUAAAGCGACUGGUUCAUUUGUAUGUAAUUAUAACACGAGUAUGUGUCUGGAAAAAUGGGAAGGGCCAAAUUGGGGCAUAACUAGUUUUGAUAAUAUCGGGUUUGCCAUGUUGACUGUGUUCCAAUGUAUCACCAUGGAGGGCUGGACAGCAAUACUGUAUUGGACCAACGACGCUCUAGGUUCAUCAUUUAAUUGGAUAUAUUUCGUGCCUCUAAUAGUUAUAGGCUCAUUUUUUAUGCUCAACUUAGUUCUCGGUGUCCUUAGCGGUGAAUUUUCGAAUGAACGUAAUCGUGUCGAACGUCGCAUGGAGUUUCAAAAAUGCCGUUUUCGCACCAUGUUUCAAACUGCCAUGGUUUCAUAUCUCGAUUGGAUAACACAAGCAGAGGAAGUCAUUUUAGCCGAAGAGCGUACAACUGAGGCCGAAAAGAUGCACAUAAUGGAGGCACGAAGAAGAAAUGCGGCGAAGCGCAAAAAACUGAAAAGUUUAGGCAAAUCGAAGUCGACAGACACGGAGGAGGAAGAAGGCGAAGAAGAUUACGGAGACGACGGAUAUCUUAAAUCACGCCCGAAACCUCAAGGCAGCUGUACGGGCUUUUGGCGUGCCGAGAAACGCUUCCGGUUCUGGAUACGGCACACGGUGAAAACGCAAUGGUUCUAUUGGUUCGUCAUCGUACUCGUAUUCCUGAACACUAUGUGCGUCGCCGUAGAGCACUAUGGUCAACCAAAAUUUUUAACGCAAUUUUUAUACAUUGCUGAGUUUUCGUUUUUGGGUCUAUUCAUGUCGGAGAUGUUCAUCAAAAUGUAUGCACUCGGACCGCGUACCUACUUCGAGUCGUCGUUUAAUCGUUUCGAUUGUGUCGUCAUUAGUGGUUCGAUAUUCGAAGUGAUAUGGUCUGAGGUCAAGGGAGGCUCAUUCGGUCUAUCCGUAUUGCGAGCUCUACGUUUACUCCGUAUAUUCAAAGUGACCAAAUAUUGGUCAUCUUUGCGAAAUCUUGUGAUUUCGUUGUUGAACUCGAUGAGAUCCAUUAUUUCACUAUUGUUCCUGCUCUUCUUGUUCAUUCUAAUAUUUGCACUACUCGGCAUGCAAUUGUUUGGCGGGCAAUUUAGUUUUAAAAGCGGUACCCCCGAAACAAAUUUCAACACAUUCCCCAUAGCCUUACUUACAGUAUUUCAAAUUCUAACCGGUGAAGAUUGGAAUGAAGUCAUGUAUCAGGGUAUUAAAUCGCAAGGUGGCGCUAAGAAAGGAAUGAUUUAUUCUGUAUACUUUAUCGUUUUGGUACUCUUCGGUAAUUACACACUGUUAAACGUAUUCUUGGCUAUCGCUGUCGAUAAUUUAGCGAAUGCCCAAGAAUUGACAGCUGCCGAAGAGGAGCAAGUCGAGGAAGAUAAGGAGAAGCAGUUGCAGGAGCUUGAAAAGGAAAUGGAAGCACUUCAAGCUGAUGGUGUUCACGUGGAGAAUGGUGAUGGUGUAUCGGUGCCGAAUAAGGCGAAAAGUAAAAAGAAAGAAGAGGAAAAGAAGGAAGAGGAAGAAGUGACGGAGGGUCCAAAACCAAUGUUACCAUACUCAUCCAUGUUUAUACUAUCACCGACGAACCCUAUACGCCGUGGCGCUCAUUGGGUUGUUAAUUUGCGAUAUUUUGAUUUUUUCAUAAUGAUCGUCAUCUCAUUGUCAUCGAUAGCGUUAGCAGCCGAAGAUCCUGUUCGUGAGCAUUCGCCACGAAAUAAAAUCUUAAAUUAUUUCGAUUAUGCAUUUACCGGCGUAUUCACAAUAGAAAUGUUACUAAAAAUUGUAGAUUUAGGCGUAAUAUUACAUCCAGGCAGCUAUUUAAGAGAAUUCUGGAAUAUUAUGGAUGCUGUGGUCGUUGUGUGCGCUGCUGUUAGUUUCGGUUUCGAUAUGAGCGGUAGCAGCGCUGGACAAAAUUUAUCAACUAUCAAAUCGUUGCGCGUCCUACGCGUCCUGCGACCAUUGAAAACCAUCAAACGUGUACCAAAAUUGAAAGCCGUCUUCGAUUGCGUAGUGAAUUCAUUGAAAAAUGUUGUUAACAUUCUAAUCGUGUACAUAUUAUUUCAAUUUAUAUUUUCCGUAAUUGGUGUACAAUUGUUCAAUGGGAAAUUUUUUCAUUGUACGGACGAAAGUAAACAUACUUCCGAAGAGUGCCAGGGCUCAUAUUUUAAAUAUGAGGAGGAUGAAUUACUUCCAAAGCAGGAGGCGCGCAUCUGGCGGCCGCGUAGUUUCCACUACGACAACGUAGCGGCGGCAAUGCUGACGCUUUUCGCGGUGCAAACAGGCGAAGGAUGGCCACUAGUUCUACAACACUCCAUGGCUGCCACGUAUGAAGAUAGGGGUCCUAUACAAAAUUUCCGGAUCGAAAUGUCCAUAUUUUAUAUUGUGUAUUUCAUUGUAUUUCCAUUCUUCUUCGUGAAUAUAUUCGUGGCCUUGAUUAUCAUAACAUUUCAAGAGCAAGGCGAGGCUGAAUUGCAAGAUGGUGAAAUUGAUAAGAACCAGAAAUCCUGCAUAGAUUUCACGAUAGGAGCGCGUCCGCUCGAACGGUACAUGCCCAAAAAUCGCAACACAUUCAAGUACAAAGUGUGGCGCAUUGUAGUUUCGACGCCAUUCGAAUAUUUUAUAAUGAUGCUAAUUGUGUUCAAUACAUUACUGCUUAUGAUGAAGUACCAUAACCAAGGUGAAAUGUAUGAUAAAUCACUAAAAUAUAUCAACAUGGGAUUCACAGGGAUGUUCAGCGUUGAGACAGUACUGAAAAUUAUUGGAUUUGGUGUAAAGAAUUUCUUCAAGGAUCCAUGGAACAUUUUUGAUCUGAUUACUGUUGUGGGCAGUAUCGUAGAUGCGCUAUGGAUGGAAUUCGGGUCGAACUCAAUCAACGUUGGCUUCCUGCGUUUAUUUCGUGCGGCGCGUCUCAUAAAAUUGCUACGUCAAGGAUAUACGAUACGAAUUCUAUUGUGGACAUUUGUACAAUCGUUCAAAGCACUUCCAUAUGUCUGUUUGUUAAUAGCCAUGCUCUUUUUUAUUUAUGCUAUUAUUGGCAUGCAGGUGUUUGGGAAUAUCAAACUAGAUACAAUGGAAAAUACCAUUACUAGGCACAACAACUUCCAAUCAUUUAUACAAGGCGUCAUGUUGCUAUUCAGAUGUGCAACUGGCGAGGCGUGGCCGAACAUUAUGCUGGCGUGCCUUAAGGGGAGGCCAUGCGAUGAAGAAGCCGACAAGGGCAACGAAACAUGCGGUUCUACACUGGCAUAUGCAUAUUUUGUAUCGUUUAUAUUCUUUUGCUCAUUUCUCAUGUUGAAUUUAUUCGUUGCCGUUAUUAUGGAUAAUUUCGAUUAUCUGACAAGAGACUCCAGUAUAUUGGGUGCCCAUCAUUUGGACGAGUUUGUUCGGAUAUGGGCCGAAUAUGAUCCAAAUGCGACUGGUAGAAUACAUUAUACGGAAAUGUAUGAUAUGUUGAAAAAUAUGGAUCCUCCGUUGGGGUUCGGUAACAAAUGUCCCAAUCGCCUCGCCUACAAGAAGCUAAUACGUAUGAAUAUGCCUUUGGAUGACGAAAUGAGAGUACAAUUCACAACGACGCUUUUUGCGUUGAUACGCGAAAAUCUGAGUAUAAAAAUGAGAUCUGCGGAGGAAAUGGAUCAAGCGGAUAUGGAACUUAGGGAAACCAUAACGAAUAUAUGGCCUUUGCAAGCGAAGAAAAUGUUGGAUUUGCUUGUACCACCCAUAGACCAACUGAAUAAGGGGAAAUUGUCAGUUGGUAAAGUGUACGCCGGUCUUUUGAUAUUGGAGUCGUGGCGUACGACGCGGUUUGGACAAAUCGAUUCUGGCAUGCCGAAACAAUCAUUCUUCAAUUGCCUGCUCGAUAUGGCGGCGCUCGACAAAGGCGGAUCUCGGCAGGGUUCAAUUAGCUAUGAAGCCAAUGGCGAUGGUGGCGCCAACUCACAAACGCAUUUAUUAGCUAACACAAAUCAUCAUCACCUGAACGGUGAUGCCGAACACAAUAGUUUGGCAUCAUUGGCACGCCGGACUACGAUCAAAAAACGUUCAGUUAGAAACAAAAAGAUGCUGGAACUGCAGGAUGCGUCGAGACAUCCUUCUCAGGAAUCGUUAACCGGUGCCGAUGCUGGUCAUUUACAUCCUGGUCACGCCUAUCACAAUGGUCAUCAUCGCCGUUCGCCGAGUUUAAGACAUAACGGAUCUCCAUUGGCCAGAUCUCCAAGUCCUAGACGGCGAGACCAUCAAUACAUACAUCAUGAUAUUGGGUUCUCCGAUACCGUAUCUAAUGUUGUAGAGAUGGUCAAGGAGACCCGUCAUCCUAGGCACGGAUAUGGGCUUCCGCGUUAUCCAAGAGGUUCAUGGUCAGCAUCGACAAGUCCGGCCCGUUCGCCUUCGCCUUCUCGUUAUGGUGGCCAUUAUUCGCGCAGUAGGCGUACAGAACUGCCUUUUCCCACAUAUGGGACAACAAGUCUAUGUCAAAGAUCACGUUCGCCGAGUCCCGCUCGACUUCAGGAGAUGCGUGAACGAGAUAGACUUGGUUAUGGGAUUGAUAUGGGUGGUACUCAUGUACAGUACAGUUACCCAACGCUGGCAUCGCGACGUGCUGGCAUGGGUCGACGUCUACCACCGACACCAAGUAAACCAUCAACACUGCAGCUGAAGCCAACAAAUAUUAAUUUUCCAAAACUUAACGCAAGUCCAACACAUACACAUCACUCGACACCUCAUAGUGUUCAUUCCUUGCCACACCACCGUGAUCUGCUGCGGGAUCGUGCCAUGUACCGCGAUCUGUAUAGCAGUAGGGAACGCGAUCGCGAUCGAGAGCGAUAUAGAGAUCACCUACGCGACUAUGAUAUGCGAUAUGAAUAUCGGGAUCAUGAGCGUGAACUCUAUGAGAGAGAGCGUGAUCGACUAAGGGAUUUCGAAAGAGAAAGACUGGAAUACAUAGCGCCGCUAUCGUUUGAACAAGCGCUCGCUAUGGGCAGAACGGGGCGUGUCCUGCCAUCACCCGUUCUAAAUGGCUAUAAGCCAAAAGGUGGCUUUCACCCAAGACACUCCGAUUCGGAUGAGGAGGACUGGUGCUAGCAAAGGCUUUGAUUGCGAUUGCGUAAUCGAAGGGAACAGAUCUGGGUAUAGCAUCAAGCCAUAUUUCCAUCACUCUCUGCACCGGACUUAGACCAUAAUUUUGAUACAAUACCGUUGCAACAUUUCACUGCUGCAUCCGAUACCGAUUUAAUAGAAACCACAUUCAUCGAUACUGAUUUAAGCAAAAAUGCUGCUGUAGCUGCCGCAGCCACAGCAGUAGACGACGAUGUUGAUACCAACGCUACAGCCUAUUGGCGUAUGGGCCCACGGGCGGCGACACAACCCACAAUUUGUGAAACAGAUUUAGGUCUAGGAGGCGACCGAAGGGAAGUAAUAGCCGCAAUCAGACCAUUGUCACUAGAUAUGACAGACCGAAGAGCGGAGUGUGCUAUAGCGACAACAAGAAUUUAUUCCGAUCAUGAGCUUUACCAACGGUAUCAACAGCAUGCUAAUUAUGCUGCCAGUGAACCGCAGACACCGUUGAACAUUGAAUUGCAGCAACAGUAUGCAACAGCAGCCGCAGCAGCAGCAAAAACACAGCCUGAACAGCAUUUGUAUCAUACGCUGUAAAAGCAAACAACUUGAAAAAUAAAAAUAAAAUGUUCAGCUAGAGUUUUCGAAAUGAAAUGGAAAUAUUGAACAUGAAAGAAAUAAUGCAUACACAUACAUACACACAUACAUACAUAUAUGUACAUAAAUGUAUAUGUACGCUACAUGUGACAUACAUACAUAUAUACAUAGUUCAUACAUACAUACAAAUGUAACUCCGAAAAGCUAAUCUUCUCAAUACAAUUACUAGAAAUUGAGAAACACUUACAUAUUUAUACGAUACCAUAGCCAAAAUAUUUCUACAAAUAUUAUAUAUAUACAUACAUAUAUAUAUAUAUAUAUAUAUGAAGACAUAGAUACUGCCUUGUUUCUGUUAAAGUUUGGUCCAAAACGUUAUUGUAAUUACAACAAACAAACAUGCAUGCAUACAUACAUAUACUAGGAAAUUAUUAACUGCAUAUUUGUUUUGAGAAUUUGUUAAGAGAGUUUUAACUGUGCAUUGAAAUUUGUUAGGGGCUUUUAGGCAUACUACAUAAACAUACGUGCAGACAUACAUGCACAUACACAUAGCAGCAUUCACAUAUACAUACAUAGGCAUGAAUUUAAUAACCACACACAAGCACAUACAAACACACUCAAAUCCAUACAUUAAAUUGAGGCAAAGCAAAGAAAGUUAAAGUUAUCUUUGGCGUUCAUACAUAUUGUACGUAUAUUGUACUGUCACUUAUGAAAUGAAUUAGCUUUUAAUUAGUGCUUAAAGCGAAAUGAUUUUAUUCAAUAAAAUUAGCGUUAAUAGUAAAAUAUAUAGGUACAAUAAACACUUGCAUACACACAUACAUAUACAUAUAUAUGAAAAUCUAAGGCUUGAACACUAAAUCAGACACACACACAUUAAAUGAAUAUACACCGCCAUGGGGAGUAGGGGCCAAAUAAAAAAUUAAAUAAAAAACAGCAAAAUUUGCUGAAUUUCCUAGAGGAUGUGAAUAGCAAAUGGAGGUAUAGCUGUAACAUAGUAAAUAUUUAGAAUAACGGAAUACGAUUAUUUAAAUUUUCAAAGCUACUACUACUACACCCAUACAAACAUAAAUACAUACACCGUAGCUAGCCAAAAUCACCAUACGACCAUAAAUAGAAUCGAUAGUAAUGCGAUACAUAGUGUUUCAACAUAUUCGUUGGCAAGUAAACGCAUACAUACACGCAUAUAUGUACAAAUACCUACCAACAUUUACACUUACACAUAUACAUACAUAUGUACAUAUGUAUUUAACUGUGAACGAAGCAAACGAAAAAAUAUGCAAGCAAAAAUUAAUACAAUUUUACAUUGAAGCCAAGCAAAGUUAAAAAACAAAGUUUUAAAGGAGCAUUUCAAGAAAUGUAAAAGUUGAAGUCUGAAUAUAGAAAAGCUGGCAUAAGUACACACAUAUACACAUACAUACACACACAACUGCAGGAAUCCAUCGUAGUUACAAAAUAGUAGGUAAACGCAAUGCUUGAACACACAUACAUGCGCACACAUAUACACAUACAUACAAGCAUGUGGCUAUGUAGAGAAUUUUCUUGAAUGGCACAUUUUUUCACUAAAAAACGAAUUCACUUCCAUACUUGCGCACAUCCAUACACAUACAUAUACAUAUACCUGCACACAUGCAUCCCGAUUUACUACAUAAAAGCAUUUCGCCUCAUAGCAUAUCGAGCUUGCACGCAUUGGCAAACAACUCACACAUACUCAAACGUACAUACACAUACACAUAUGGUAAGCAUCGAAUCAUUUACAGAUAUACCUAUUAACUUGAAGGGCUACACAAACGCAUUACAAGACACAGUACCGAAGUAAAAAAAGAAAACUUAGAAAAUAAAGAAAAUUUAAAAAAUUAAAAAAAAUUCUCGAAAGUAGUUAGUGUGGAAAUAACUGAUUCAUAAUAACUUGUAAAUAUUGAAAAGUGUAAAAAAUUUACGUAAGAAAUAGGAAUAUGUUUAUGAUACCAAAAAGUGUAAGCAUACAUAUAAAAGAAGAAAAACAAACCAAAUAUGGUGGAAGAAACAGCGCACAAAUAAAUUAUGAAUUCCCCAAAAUGUAGAAGAGAUUAAAAAAAAUUCAAAAAGUUAAAAUGAAAACCGUUAAAAAUUAAAACAACAAAAACUAAAGACAAGCACUCACAAUAAACGGCAACAUCUACAUUUCCUAACACAGCAAUUUAAAACUAUUGUCACUUAAAUUUUAAUUUAAGAAAAUUUUAAUGCAUUCGAUUUUUUAAUUCAUUCACUUUUUUUCUGUUAACUUUAUGUUUUGCAAAGUAGGCCAGUAUGUGAAAAUUGUUUAAGGUUGUGUAGCUAAUUAUUUGUUACUUUGAAACUUGUUAUGUUUAGUAAAGUAAAUUCUUACAGCAACAAUUCGAUAAAAUAUGCCAACUGGUUCCCAUAUAAUCGGGUAUACAUUAUAGGGCCACCACACACCCAUGUUACGUGCGAGCAGGUACUGUCACUUCAGCAAUAUUUUUCAAAAAUUCGUAUACAGUGCUUAUACUAUUACAACUACAACAACAUAUGUAUAUAGUAAACGCCUUCCAAAAAGAAAACACGAGCGCACGCUGUCUGUACUCAGAAAAAUUAAUUAACAAAAUUACUAAGAAGUUAUGAGCUACCCUGCUGAAAAUGAUUCGUAUUGAAUUAGUUCUCGCUAAUUGUAAAAAUCUUUGAAUAAGAUAUCAGUAUCUUUACCUAGAGUACUUCCCAAAAUGAUCACUACUGAAGUCACCUGAUUCCAAAAAGAAAAUUUAUUCAAAAGGGAAAUUUUGGUGCAGAACUCGUUUGAAAAAUGUUAAAAAGGCUACAGAUGUUAGAUAUAAUACCUGGGACUUGUAAAUGAAGUAUUUUGAAAUCCAAAUACAAAUUAUUAUUGUUAAGCCAAUUAUUAUAGUUCAUUUUACAUUAUCGGUUAAUCGAUAAUUUUAAAUUUCAGUCAUUCUCAAGUCAUCUUACAUCCAUUGGCCCUGCCAAAAAUUUAUAUACCAAAACUUUUUAGGAUACUUCAUAUUAAUGAUGGCUAGUUUUCAAUCUCAAACCACCUCAGUAGACAUUCAUCAUUACAACGUUACUGCUUUGGAGCCUGUAAAAUUUUUGGAAUUAUUUCAUAUAGGUGAAAAAUAGUCCACAGUGCUACCGCGCGACUGUAUGCAGGCGUAAGUUUUAGAUCCUACUUGAGAUGGUUUGCUUCUCAAACUUUUGUAUAUUUUUGUUUCUCUGUUUAGUAAUGUCCCUGAGAAUUGCGGAAGAAUAGCUUAUUCGCGAUAUAUAAAAUACUGAACUGUGGCAUAGAAGUCGCUCUCAGUUGCCUUUAGCAUAUCGUUACAAGCUAGGCAUGUUUCACAAGUCGUAGUUUUAUCCCAGCAGAUCGUGCAGGGCAUUGUGCCAUUAGUACACCAACCAUUACCCUACACUCGUUCUUUUGGAAUGCCAACAGGUACCUUGUAAUUUUUUAGAUGUAUGAAAGCUCCUCAUAAAAACCAUAUGCCGUUCGUAGGCAGCACACAACUGUGGGUCCCUCCAUUUGUGGAAAAACGUCAAGACACUAACGCUAAAUUGAAGGAGAAGGAGCAGCUCUGCCAUUUGACAGUCUUGCCAACAUUGUUAUUUCUAGAUCUGGUUUAAGAUAACAAACUGUUUCUGUUGUUGUAACAGCACAAAACAACCCCUUUUAGAGAAAUCUGGUAAAAUGACAGUUCUUUGCCGAAUAUAUUAGUAGAAGAACCCGCUGGGAGGCACUGAUACACUUAAAACUUUUGCGUUUGUAAUCUUCUGUGUGAAUAAUACUUUUAAUGAGAAAUUGUUCAACAUUUCAUGAACUAUUAAUUCUAGUUAAAUUUCAUUGUCUAAGCAAACUAGUACUUGAAUACCUUUAAUUGUAACUGAAUUAGGACAAAACGCUUCCCUAUCAAAAACUCAUAAUUUUUCUUUUCUACCAGGUCUGUUUACAUCUAAAGAAAACAAACAAAGAUAAAAUGGCCCUGUUGUUUUAUAGGUUAAUUUAAGUAAUACGUCGUUAGUACGCACUGGUUUCACGUCCACUGUGGAAAUUAAACUUCGCCAAGUUGUUUCUAAUAGUGGCCUAUCAUGUACCUAAUGACUGACGGCCGUGUGUAUUUCAGCCAAGAGAAAUCUUCUCAUAAAAAAACAAAUACCGUUCGGUGGUAUGAUAGCUAAAAAUUUAGGAACGCCCGUAUUUAUGGAACGCCCAUCACAUAUUAAAGAAAACGCUUUACUUAAAUACCUUUCAAUAAGUAUGUGCCUGCAUAUCACCCUAGUUUACAACGAUUCUCACCUAUGGCAUUUGAUUCACAUUUCUACGUAAAAUUUGCCGCUGUAUCCAAACAUGAAAUCAGAUGGAUAUUAAGAAAGUGAGACAAUUUUUGAUAUAUAGGUAAACUUAAAUUUGUUGAAUGCCGAAAAAAGAAAAUUCAAUAAAUUUUCCUUAUUAAUGGCAAAUAUCUUACGAGUUAUUUGUGAAUUUUAAGGUAAUUUAUCAAGGCUUUUAAGUCCAUGCCAAUGUUGAGUGAGUUUUGUUAGUUUAUUAUCCAGAUAAUAUCCAUAAAAGACAGAGCAAGUCAAACAAACGCCACUUUCAAUGUAAAAAAUUUAACAAGACCGUAAACUGUAUAAAAUAUCGUUAAUUUAUAUCAGUAUUUAUAUACAUAUUUGAAAGCCGAAUCUUGUCUUAUCAAAGCUAGAGAAUAUGGAUUCUGGAUGCGAUUUUUUAUUAUCUUAGACAAAAAAUUAAUUAUGUUUCGUAAAAAUGGAACUGCAGUACUUUUAAAAUUCUAUAGAAUCUAAUAUACAAACCCACAUAACAGCGCUGCUCACCUGCAAAUCACAAAUGAGAGCGCUCUACUGCGGUUAAUGCAUGAGGAAUACAGCACAAGGCAAGAGUUGUGUAUGGGAGGUUAAUGUUAGUGUUGUUUAUUAUGCUAAAUAACUAAUAUACACAGCACAAGGCAAGAGUUGUGUAUGGGAGAUUAAAGUUAGUGUUGAUCUAAUCUAAUAUGCACGCCCACACAACAGCGCUGCUCACCUGCAAAUCUCAAAUGAGAGCGCUCUACUGCGGUUAAUGCAUGAGGAAUACAGCACAAGGCAAGAGUUGUGUAUGGGAGGUUAAUGUUAGUGUUGUUUAUUAUGCUAAAUAACUAAUAUGUACCGAAAGUAUACCAUAGGUCACAGGCAGAAGAAGGUAGAGAAUUAUGUUGAGUUAUUUAUGUUACCGCAAGUGAACAUUUAUGGACAUAAAACCACUAUCUUUGCGGUUAGCCCUCACAUUUGUGUAUACAUACAUACAUUUACGCAUAAAAACUGUCUUCAUUUUUUUUAAUAAUAAUGCUCAUGAAUUAAGUACUAGGAUGUGGGUAUCACACAACUAGCGCUAAAAUUGAGAAAAACUAAACGAAGAUAAAGUGGUGUACACUUCAAUAGAUAAAUAAACAAUUUAUGCAGUCCAAUUUUUAAAUAUCCUGAAAAAAAAAAACUAAAAAAAGAAAUUGUUCGUAUUUCGGAUUCCAAGAAAGGGCAGCCCUGCUGACUUCACCGGUAUCUUUGUGCGGUGUUUGGCCUAACCAACCAAACCGUCUGCGUUUGAUGGUUAGCUGGAUGAGGAAUUCAUUGGGCGAUUCCAAUAGGUAUUAGAAAUGAUAUGCGACCACCAAAUCUUUAAGGUUUUGCGCAGGCAGAAGGUGAAUGAGCAAAGAUGUUAGCGCCCAGGAUUCAUUUAUACGAAAUGAAGAUCCGCAGCUUAGUCUUGACUGAAACAAAUUUUGAAAGCCGAAUGUUGUUUAAUUACGGAAAAGCACCGCAGGCGUUCGAUUUGCAGCGGCUUCGGACGUUGGUGUUAUUUUGCUCCCGAGUCGUUGAUUUCCCUCCUAUGUAGGGUGAAGUGUGGAACACCUUUAGUAUGUUGGAGAUGAAUUCGAAAAUUCGAUGAAUCCAUCCAUCGAUUCUAUUGUUGUUUGUUCUCCGUUCUAAUUUCUCAAUACAUAUCUUACUUCAUAUUUGGGUGAAUAGGUCAUAGAGUGGCAAAUUUUACGUAAGAAGUGGCAGUCAAAUGUUGCAGCUCAGUAUUUUUUUUGUUUGAAAAUUUAUAUUAUUACAAUAUAAUUAUUAUUAUCAUUGUAGUUUAGUAUUGUUUUAUUUUCAAAUGGAAGUUGUUUCAAAUGCAAGAAAUUUUUUUAUAAAAUUGCUUAUACUUUUAUUUAUUCACACACACAUUACAUACAUACACACAUGCCUACGGUAAAAUAGUUAAGACCAAUUUUUUUGUUGUUUUCAUCUGUGUUUUUUUUCUUUGUCUAAAAAGGCGAACUUCAAACUAAACGAAACCAAUAAAAACAUAACGACUUGCAGCAGUAUCUCAUACCCAUACCACGACACUCCUUGCAAACACACAUACACACUCACAUGCGUACCCAUAUACAUUUAUACAAGCAUACAAUCAUUCUUUACGUACAUUUGUACAUUAUACAAAAGGAGAAAACAAAAAAUAUUCAAAUAUGAAACCAAAUCGAAAUAUCUUGAUCUGUUCCUUAGGUUAUACGCGAACGAUAGGUAAAUAUGCAAUACUGAAAAUAAUAGGUACAUAAGUACAAGCAUGUAAGGAGUAAAAAAUAAUUCACUAGUAUGUAUGUAUAAUGAAAAACAAAAAUUGAGAAAAUAAUAUAAAGUAAAAUAUUGAUAAAAAAAAAAAUAUUUCGUAAAUAACGUUAGAUAUUGUACUUAAAAUAAUGGAAAUAAAUAAAUAAAACUUAUGUAAAUUUUUGAAUUAAUACUUUAUUCCUUGAGAAUAAAUUGCCUGCGUGUGAAAUUUAAACAUGAACGUGAAAUACUGAGCUAGCCGUAUAAAAUAUUUUAUAUGAAAACCAAAAACUGAAACAAAAACCAAAUAAAAAAACCAAAAAAAAAUUAAAAAAGAA